UGACGCAUGACGGACGAGGUGGCUCACACGGCGAGAUUCGCCCCGCGCCGCGACCCAAACCGAACCCCCCACACAUGAACGCCACCAGCACGAGACGAUACAGACGAGACCAGCAGCUCCAUCUCCACAAUUCGUGUGCCUUCCCCUACCACUACGCGGCUCCCGAGGAGACGAAUCGGGCCUCCUCCAUCUCCCCUUCCGAUCGCCGCCGCUACGUCGAUAUUGGAAGGGGCUCUGACAGCUCGAACACCGACUUAAGUUGCAUGGGGAGAGGAUGCCAUUACUGCGCAGCAGUACUCGCCAAGCACGUCUGAGGUUCAGGAAGCUUGACGAUCAACAAGCAGAGCCGGCUGUGAAACCGGUGCCACCUGCUCCACAGAGAGCAGGGAAGCACGUUCAUAUACCUGCUGCCAGGGGCAGAAAGGGUGCUCCUUGGAGAAGAGUGGUGCCGGCACCAAGGCGUGCAAGAAAGGGGGCGGAAGUUGUUGACUUGGAUGCUAACCUGGGUUCUGAACACCUCCCUAAAGCUGUUGCCAUACAUGCAGUUGUUUGUGAAUCCAAGGACCCUGCUUUGAACAAGGUUGCUCAGGGUGUCGGCAAUAAAGGUUUGAGAAUGGAUGGUGAAAGUGCUGAGAAGCUUGUCGGCGCUGAAGACGAUUCAACAAUAGCACCAAUCCCGGAGAGGGUUCACGUAGGUAAUUCUCCUGUGUAUAUAACUGACAGGAAACUAGGUAAAGGUGGCUUUGGUCAAGUGUAUGUUGGUAGAAGGGUAUCUGGUGGGACUGCUCGCACUGGUCCUGAUGCAUAUGAGGUUGCAUUGAAGUUUGAGCACCGGAGUAGUAAAGGGUGCAAUUUUGCCCCCCCAUAUGAGUGGCAAGUUUAUCAGACUCUCAGCGGCUGCUAUGGUGUACCGGCAGUCCACUAUAAGGGCCGGCAGGGCGACUACUUUAUCCUUGUAAUGGAUAUCCUUGGUCCCAGUCUUUGGGAUGUAUGGAAUUCGCUGGGACAAGCGAUGUCUCCACAUAUGGCUGCUUGCAUUGCUGUAGAAGCCAUAUCAAUUCUUGAGAAGUUUCAUUCCAAAGGGUUUGUUCAUGGUGAUGUGAAACCAGAGAACUUUCUGCUUGGUCUGCCUGGAUCACCUGAGGAGAAGAAGCUUUUCCUUAUUGAUCUUGGUUUAGCAUCAAGGUGGAGAGAUUCGUCAGGUCAACAUGUUGAUUAUGAUCAAAGGCCUGAUAUCUUCAGGGGCACAAUUAGAUAUGCAAGUGCUCAUGCUCAUCUAGGUCGUACAGGUAGUAGGAGGGAUGAUUUAGAGUCAUUGGCAUACACCCUUAUAUUUUUAAUAAAAGGAAGAUUGCCUUGGCAAGGCUACCAGGGAGAUACCAAGAGUUUCCUUGUUUGCAAGAAAAAAAUGGCUACCUCUCCGGAUAUGUUAUGCAGUUUCUGCCCACCUCCGUUCAAACAGUUUCUUGAGUCUGUCACAAAUAUGAAAUUUGAUGAAGAGCCAAAUUACGCCAAACUUAUUUCUCUCUUUGAAAGUUUGAUUGAAUCACCUGCGUCAAGGCCCAUCAGAAUUGAUGGGGCCCUUAAGGUGGGGCAAAAACGUGGAAGGCUACUUGUAAAUCAUGAAGAAGAUGAUCAGCCUAAGAAGAAAGUUAGAUUAGGGAGCCCAGCAUCACAGUGGAUUUCAGUUUACAAUGCCAGGCGCCCUAUGAAGCAGCGGUAUCAUUACAAUGUGGCUGACAACAGGCUUCAACAGCAUAUAGAAAAGGGUAAUGAGGAUGGUCUAUACAUCAGUUGUGUGGCUUCUUCAGCAAACCUUUGGGCUCUCAUUAUGGAUGCAGGAACUGGUUUCGGUUCUCAGGUUCAUGAACUCUCACCUGUUUUUCUACAUAAGGACUGGAUAAUGGAUCAGUGGGAGAAAAGUUUCUACAUAACAGCAAUAGCUGGAGCAUUGAACGGAAGUUCAUUGGUUGUAAUGUCUAAAGGAACUCCUUACACUCAACAAUCAUACAAGGUUAGCGAAUCAUUCCCCUUCAAGUGGAUCAAUAAAAAGUGGAAAGAAGGUUUUCAUGUAACAUCUAUGGCCACAGCUGGAAAUCGCUGGGGAGUAGUCAUGUCAAGGAACUCUGGCUAUUCUGGACAGAUUGUUGAGUUGGAUUUCCUGUAUCCAAGUGAAGGCAUCCAUUGGCGAUGGGAGCAUGGUUACAGAAUAACUUCUUCAGCAGCUACCGGUGAUCAAGCCGCUUUUAUCUUGAGCAAGCCAAAACGGAAACCAGUAGACGAGACACAAGAAACUCUACGGACCUCAGCCUUUCCCAGCAACCAUGUAAAGGAUAAAUGGGCCAAGAAUCUGUACAUUGCUUCAAUCUGCUACGGGAGAACUGUCAGUUGACCAACGUAACUUGAAGCCCAAGGGAGGGACGUUUAGUACUUUGGCAAAUGAGCAUCAGUUGAUGUGAGAUACAAGAGAAUUGCCAUGAUAGGAUUCAAAAGCAGAAGUUGAUGUGAUGGUUAAUUCAACCUAAUUGUAAAACCGAAUGCAUGUUGUGGACCUUCUCCAUAAGAAGCUAACAUAAUCCACACGAAAUUUGCAUUUAUA
Messenger RNA from Triticum aestivum (bread wheat), 2599 nucleotides. Its product is annotated as casein kinase 1-like protein HD16. Gene Ontology annotation, molecular function: protein kinase activity; ATP binding. Bases 275 to 2392 code for a protein of 705 amino acids. NCBI's taxonomy places the organism in Eukaryota, Viridiplantae, Streptophyta, Magnoliopsida, Poales, Poaceae. The record is from RefSeq and is a predicted model, not a curated record. The transcript is spliced from 17 exons. Gene Ontology annotation, biological process: protein phosphorylation.